Molecule: messenger RNA, 1292 nt
Organism: Panthera uncia (snow leopard)
Lineage: Eukaryota; Metazoa; Chordata; Mammalia; Carnivora; Felidae
Gene: BNIPL
Product: BCL2 interacting protein like
Exons: 10
Coding region: 1-1164 (387 amino acids)
Biological process (GO): apoptotic process
Cellular component (GO): cytoplasm
Source: RefSeq, a predicted model, not a curated record
AUGGGGACCACACAAGAGGCCUGCUCUCUGCUCUGUACCUUAAUUACUGUUCAUUCCAGUGUCUCCUACCUACGAUCCAGUUCCCUGAAGACACUGCCGAGUAUGUCUCACGAUCACCUCUUCUCCCCUGGGACUCUUAGGGCCGGGGAGAAUGCUGAAGCAGGGCCAGCAGCACCCCUGAGACUCGGGGAGCUGGAGCUGAAGGAGGAGUGGCAGGAUGAGGGAUUCCCCAGACUUCUUCCUGAAGAAGUUGACCGUUCUGAAGAUCCUGAGGAUCCCAAGAGAGAUUCACAGGCAGGUACACCCAGCACUUUAGCCCUAUGUAGCCCACGCCCCAUGCGUAAGCGUCUCUCUGCCCCAGAGUUGCAGCUGAAUCUGACUAAGGAGACCGGAGGCCGUGGAGCUUCUCCCACUCAUUCCGAACCUUCCUCUCCUGAUGGCAGUUCUGACCUGGAGGUAGACGAACUGGAGACACCUUCAGACUCGGAGCAGCUGGACAGUGGACAUGAAUUUGAAUGGGAAGAUGAGCUGCCCCGUGCAGAGGGUCUGGGGGCCAGUGAAGCAGCAGAAAGGCUGGGCCGGGGUUGUGUGUGGGAUGUAGCUGGAGAAGACGGUCGUCACUGGAGAGUGUUCCGAACAGGACAGCGGGAACAGCGAGUGGACAUGACAGUCAUUGAGCCCUAUAAGAAAGUCCUCUCUCAUGGAGGUUACCAUGGUGAUGGCCUCAAUGCUGUCAUUGUCUUUGCCUCCUGUUACCUACCCAGUAGCAGCAUCCCCAACUAUACCUAUGUCAUGGAGCACUUGUUCAGGUAUAUGGUGGGAACUCUGGAGCUGCUGGUAGCUGAAAAUUACCUGCUUGUCCACUUGAGCGGAGGCACGACUAGAGCCCAGGUCCCACCUCUGGGCUGGAUACGCCAGUGUUACCAUGCUCUGGACCGGCGCCUCCGGAAAAACCUGCGUGGCCUGGUCGUUGUCCACACCACAUGGUAUGUGAAGGCAUUCUUGGCACUGCUGCGACCCUUCAUCAGUUCCAAGUUCACACGAAAGAUCCGUUUUCUGAACAGCCUGCAAGAGCUGGCCCAACUCAUCUCCUUGGAUCAGGUUCACAUCCCUGAAGCUGUCAGACAGCUGGACAGGGAUCUCCAUGGCUCAGGAGGCACCUAGUAUAAGACAGGACUCAAGGACCUUAGAACCAAGCAAAGAUACUGAUCUGCCUAUGCCCUAACCCUGAAAUAUCUGGGCUGCUUCCUAAACCACCUCAUCUUCAACCCUAGUGCCACUGGACCUUCACA